Molecule: messenger RNA, 2312 nt
Organism: Lycium ferocissimum
Lineage: Eukaryota; Viridiplantae; Streptophyta; Magnoliopsida; Solanales; Solanaceae
Product: probable methyltransferase PMT15
Exons: 6
Coding region: 263-2152 (629 amino acids)
Cellular component (GO): trans-Golgi network; cytoplasm; endosome
Molecular function (GO): S-adenosylmethionine-dependent methyltransferase activity
Source: RefSeq, a predicted model, not a curated record
AGCCAAGAGACCAUCAUCCAUAAAUAUACUCCCCCUUCCUUUUGGCCAUCUUCUUCAGUUCCCUCCUCUCUUCAAUUAAGUUUACUCACGCGUUAGCGCGUCCUCCACUCCCUUCAUUAACUCAAAUCACCUCCCAAGAAAUUUCAUUCAUCAUCACAUACACACAGAGAGCUAUGUUUCUAUCUCCAUAAAUACAAACUCAAAAGUUCAUAUCAACAUAAUUUUUUUUUUUUUUGUCUGUUUAUUGAGUUUGUGUGUGGCAAUGGCUACAUGGUCCAACUUGUCACACACCCUCACAUCAAAAUUCAAGAAAGCUAAUCUAUACUACGUAGCUGCCACCAUAGUUCUAUGUUGCACCUUUUAUGUCAUCGGACUUUGGCCAAAAGGUAGUGACGUCAUCACAACCCGUCAAUUAUCCUCUACAACCGUCCUGCCCACCUUAUCAUGCAACCCAACAAUCAAAACCACAACUUCCAUUGACUUCACCGCUCACCACACCGCUGAUUCACUUACCCCACUCUCAUCAUCAGCGCGUGUAAAACACUUCCCUUCAUGCAACCCUUUGUUAUCCGAAUACACCCCAUGUGAAGACUCAAAAAGAUCAUUAAAAUUCGAUAGAAACAUGCUUAUUUAUCGUGAAAGACAUUGUCCUGAGAAAAAUGAGUUGUUAAAGUGUAGAAUUCCAGCACCAUUUGGUUAUAAACCACCGUUUAGGUGGCCUCAAAGUAGAGACAAUGUUUGGUACGCUAAUGUUCCACAUAAACAUCUAACGGUUGAGAAAGCCGGUCAGAAUUGGGUCCGGUUUAAAGGUGACCGGUUUACGUUCCCUGGUGGUGGGACCAUGUUUCCACGUGGCGCUGAUGCUUAUAUUGAUGAUAUUGGAAAAUUGAUCAACCUUAAAGAUGGUUCCAUUAGGACCGCCAUUGAUACCGGUUGUGGGGUUGCAAGUUGGGGUGCUUACUUGCUGUCCAGAGACAUCCUUCCAAUUUCAUUUGCACCCAAAGACACACAUGAAGCUCAAGUUCAAUUUGCCCUCGAGCGAGGAGUUCCAGCAGUGAUUGGCAUAUUAGCUACUAACAGACUACCUUACCCUGCAAGAGCAUUCGAUAUGGCACAUUGUUCUCGCUGUCUCAUCCCUUGGGGAAGAUAUGAUGGGCUAUAUUUAAUUGAGGUUGAUCGAAUUUUACGUCCUGGUGGAUACUGGAUUCUUUCUGGACCACCUAUUAACUGGGAAGGUCAUUGGAGGGGCUGGAACAGAACAGCAAACGAUUUGAAAGCAGAGCAAGAUCAAAUUGAGAGUGUUGCAAGAAGCCUAUGCUGGAAGAAAUUAACUCAGAAAGGUGACCUAGCAAUUUGGCAGAAGCCUACUAAUCAUAUGCAUUGCAAAAUUAACCGAAAGGUCUUCAGGAAGCCACCCUUUUGCCAGGAACAAGAUCCUGACAAAGCAUGGUACACCAAGAUUGAUGCUUGUUUAAAUCCCCUUCCUGAAGUGUCCAAUGUUAGAGAUAUCGCUGGAGGGCCACUGGUAAAUUGGCCAGAAAGAUUGACUGCGGUCCCUCCUAGGAUUGCUAGUGCUAGUAUAGAGGGAGUUACUGCAGAGAGCUUCUCAAAAGAUACUGAAUUGUGGAAAAAGAGAGUCGCCCACUACAAGGCCUUGGACAGUCAAUUAGCAGAGCGAGGAAGAUACCGUAACAUUCUAGACAUGAAUGCUUGGCUGGGAGGAUUUGCAGCUGCACUUGUUGAUGAUCCAGUUUGGGUCAUGAACGUUGUCCCCAUCGAGGCUGAAGUCAAUACCCUUGGAGUUGUCUAUGAACGUGGUUUGAUAGGGACAUACCAAAGCUGGUGCGAGGCAAUGUCUACGUAUCCAAGAACUUAUGACUUCAUACAUGCUGAUUCUGUUUUCACCCUCUACCAGGACAGAUGUGAAAUGGAAGAUAUAUUAUUGGAAAUGGACAGAGUAUUAAGGCCGCAAGGGAGUGUGAUAUUCCGAGACGACGUGGAUAUUUUGGUUAAUGUGAAGAGCAUAGUGGAUGGACUACAAUGGGAUAGCAGGAUGGUUGAUCACGAAGGCGGUCCUCAUGUUAGAGAAAAGCUUCUAAUUGCUACUAAGCAGUAUUGGACAGCACCAGUACCUGAUCAAGAUAAACAAUGAGUCUUCUAUAGUCUUACAAUCCGGCCAAUUCUUUACUUCCUCUGUUGAUAAAUUUUUGCUUGUUCUAUAGGCGCUUAUGAUUUUUCAUUAACCUCUCUAUCUUUUUGGCUUCAAAAUAAACAAGUUGAUAUUGAGGUUUUCCCCUGAGAUUAUUCUUUUA